AUUCUCUCGCCUCUCUCGGCCUACGCAAUUAGAGCUGCGAUAUCACUUUAGGAGCUGCGAACCUGCGACUCUGCGGACUGCGAGGAAGACCGAAGACGGAAGACCGUGAACAUCAGGCCAUCAGCCACGCCGCGCCGCCGUCCUCGUCGUCCGCUGUCCGGCUGUCCGCCUGUGCGGGUGUGCGGCUCUACCUCUGCGCUUCCCUCCAGCAGUCCAGCAGGCUCCAGCCUCCAGACGUUCAACAAUCAACAAUUCUUUGCUGCACUUCAGCAGAAUUAGUACCGCUGCAGUCUGGACGCACGUUGCCUACUCAGCUACUCUCCACGGCAGGGUCUCUACGAUUCCUGGACCGGCCCUGCUUUGGUCUGUUAUUUGACUGUCUGAAUGGAAGCUCUAAGCAUGAAUUUUAGACUCUCUCACCCGUUAGCCACACAAAACCCAGAAGUGACAUUCUUUCUGGCCCCGUCAUUUGCUUCUACUUAUUCAAGUAUUCAAUCUCCAAAGUGGGUCUCUCUCAAAACCAAAUCUUCCCUCGUUUUGCCUAUUUCAUUGGCCAAGAAAAGUUUUCGUACAAGUUUCAUCAAAGCAGCAGAAAGAGAUCAUCUACAUAGCCCUGAGAAUGAAUCCAAUGCAGAAGCCAGGAGGAAGAAGAACUUGGCUGUUUUUGUUUCCGGUGGAGGUUCAAAUUUCAGGGCGAUUCAAGAGGCGGCUCUGCAAGGGACUGUUAACGGGGAGGUGGUUAUUUUGGUCACCAAUAAACUUGAUUGUGGGGGUGCCAACUUUGCCAGAGAUGGAGGAAUACCUGUUAUUCUCUUCCCGAAACCAAAUAAUACAGAAAAUGGUAUGUCUGCAGGAGAUCUUGUAGGCUCUCUAAGAGAAUACAAAGUUGACUUCAUUCUAUUAGCCGGAUACCUAAAGCUCAUACCUUCUGAGUUGAUUCAAGCUUAUCCAAGAUCAAUGUUGAAUAUUCACCCUUCACUUCUCCCAGCUUUUGGAGGCAAAGGUUACUAUGGGAUGAAGGUGCACAAAGCAGUGAUUGCUUCUGGAGCUAGGUAUUCUGGCCCCACAAUCCAUUAUGUUGAUGAAGAGUAUGACACAGGACGUAUCCUUGCUCAGAGGGUUGUACCUGUGCUUGCUAACGACUCAGCUGAUGAGCUGGCAGAAAGGGUUCUCAAUGAGGAGCAUAAAUUAUAUGUAGAAGUAGUGGCUGCUCUAUGUGAAGGAAGAAUAGUUUGGCGGGAUGAUGGUGUCCCUCUCAUCCAGAGUAAAGAAAACCCCAACCAGUAUCUGUAAAUAGAAAGCUAAUCCAAGGAGAGAAUAGCCAUAAAUUGUGUUACCAUUCAUUUUACUUUUAGGGAAGCAGGCUCAUACGUCAUACCACCUUCGCCCCACAAAGAACAGUUACAUUUGAUUUUUUGUUGUUGCCAAAGACGGUGUGACCGUUAAAUAUAUUUUUUAAAUCGAUUCAUGUUAGCUGACCCCAAAGUCUCUCGGGAAUAACGCUUGAAUGUUGUCUGUUGCUGUAUUAUGUGAUAGUAAGAAAACGUUAUCUGUUAAUAGUAUACUAUUAUAAAAGUUCAAAGUUAUAAAUUCGUUUUCUUUGACCAAAA
Messenger RNA from Cuscuta europaea, 1610 nucleotides. The record is from the annotation of a GenBank genome assembly. NCBI's taxonomy places the organism in Eukaryota, Viridiplantae, Streptophyta, Magnoliopsida, Solanales, Convolvulaceae.